Molecule: messenger RNA, 2853 nt
Organism: Phragmites australis (common reed)
Lineage: Eukaryota; Viridiplantae; Streptophyta; Magnoliopsida; Poales; Poaceae
Product: triacylglycerol lipase OBL1-like
Exons: 4
Coding region: 1489-2679 (396 amino acids)
Biological process (GO): lipid metabolic process
Molecular function (GO): triacylglycerol lipase activity
Source: RefSeq, a predicted model, not a curated record
UUGUGCAAUGCAGAAACGGAGCAUAGUUGCAUGAAUUUAUGCACAUGUCCAUUAUUUGUUAUGGUGUACAUGUUCAAAAGUUUGGGGAAUUUUUUGAAGCGUGGAAUUUCAUCUACACAUAAUGGGUGUAGAUAAACAUAAGUUCACAAAUGAAUUUCACAGAAAAGAACAUGCAUGAAACCUAAACGAGCACCUAUUUGUGAACACAAAAAAGAUAAAACUUCUCUACCCAAUCCAAAUGUUAACAAAAAUCUGACGUACGAAGAGAUUAGAUGGAGAAUAUUUCUCUUAUUCUUUUUGUCCUCUAAACAAACUUGUCUUAUUAAUGAACAUGUUAAGCAUGCAAAGUGCAAUGAAGAAACUAAUGUAUACCUUGGUUGAUCUGCGAAGAUGAAAAACAAACACGAGUUGUUUACAAAUAAGUUGAAUAAAGACUUAAAAGGUUUUUUUUUCCUGAAAGAAUAGCCCAUUACAAGUAAGCACAUAGUACAGUUAGUCUGAAAAGGACCGAGCUAUAAAGUUCAUUUUUUUUUUGGUUAUAUUAAACAGCGCUGCGAGAUCAGCAUGCCCUUUGUUAAUUUGUUCUGGUUGUCCAAUCCAGUGCAGGUUAAGAAGAUAAUUAGUAUGGUUUUACAAAUAAGUAAAACAACUGGCAGCAUAUGAUUAUUCAUGCGUGUUACACAGCUGCAGCAGUCGUAAAAAAUAAUUUCUAGAUUAGACAUUCUGGUGUAGGGGUACCUAAGUUGUUAUGGUGGAGUUAAGUAUCCAAACUUUGCUGGUGAAUAUGCGACAAAAGUAGAUCCAAUAAUUCUUGCCUCUAAAGGCAAGGAUAUUGCUAGUUUCUUAACAAUAUGUUGAGUUGGUUGUCAUGAUGCUUUAAGCAACCAAGUUGAAUACUGUCAUUUGCUUUCUACCGGGGGCACUAGUUGUGACAAUCAUUUCCAUGAUACACGCCUUGUCGUUAUCUAUUACUCCCUCUUGUUUCUUUUAGAUAGUCGCUUAGGGCAUAUAAAGUGUCUAAUGCGCGCAUUUGGUUAUUAAUUGUAUGGUAGCAAAAGUUCUUUAGAAUGUAAGAAGUUGUGGUAUUAUCGAUGUUCUUAAAUCUACUAAUAUAAUUCAAAUGUGACAAAUCCAAAUAUUUUUAUGUAUAUUAGUGGUUAAAGUAUUGUAAGGUUGGCUGCACGUAUUUUAGGAUGACAAGUAUUUUGGAUUGGAGAUGUAGCUUGCUUUUAAUUUAAAAAUCAGAAGUCAAGCAUGAGUUCAUAAAAGGAGCAAGGUUGCUGUGCAGAUUUUGAUUACAUGAAAUGUUUGAGUCAUUUUUGGACUUUGAAAUAUGUUCAACCAUACUUGUUUCAAACUUUGCAUUCGGUUUAUUCGUGGAAGUGUGGAAAACACCCAAUUCAUGUGGUUUUUGAAAGUAAAACAAAUGUCUAAUUGUUCCGCAAGAAGUCGAAGAGUUGUCUCAAAACAGCUCUGCAACAUCUGUACAUGCAUGCAUGUUCCGGAUUUAUCAGCUCAAGUUCAAAGAACACUGACUCUGUUUUCCAAACUAGGAAAGUACGAACUCCGGACAGGAAAUCUCCAAAUUACCGGUCGUUCAUCGGACUAAUUGACACGAGAAUUGAUCUGGACAAGAAUAUCAAGACAGUGGAUAGCAAUUACCAUGCAGCUCUGGGUAUCAUGGCCGCAAAAGUAGCCUACGAGAACGAGCUCGUCAUCAAAAGCGUUGUCGAAAACCAUUGGCAGAUGACAUUCUUGGAGUUCUUCAACUGUUGGAAUGAAUUCAGGGGCGAUUACACCACCCAGGCCUUCAUGCUCGCGGACAAGGCGGCGGAUGCGGACCUCGCCGUGAUCGCGUUCCGCGGCACGCAGCCGUUCGACGCGGAGCAGUGGUGCACGGACGUGGACUUCUCGUGGUACGAGAUCCCCGGGGUGGGCAAGGUCCACGGCGGCUUCAUGAGGGCGCUCGGGCUGCAGAAGAACACCGGGUGGCCGGCGGAGGCCACCGAGCACGAGCGGGCGCCGGGCGCCGGGGCCGGGAGCGAGACGCGGCGGUUCGCGUACUACGCCAUACGCGAUAAUCUGCGUGCGUUCCUGGCCGCGAACCCGCGCGCCAGGUUCGUCGUGACGGGCCACAGCCUCGGUGGCGCCCUGGCCGUGCUGUUCCCGACCGUGCUGGCGCUGCACACCGAGGACGCGCUGCUAAGCCGGCUGGCGGGCGUGUACACGUACGGGCAGCCCCGUGUCGGCGACUCCCAGCUCGGGAAAUUCAUGGCGGGGUACCUGGACAAGCCGAGGCGGUACUUCCGGUUCGUGUACUGCAACGACGUCGUGCCGAGGGUGCCGUACGACGACGCCGCUCUCCUGUUCAAGCACUUCGGGCGGUGCCUCUACUUCGACAGCCUCUACAGGGUGCGGGCGAUGGCGGAAGAGCCGAACAAGAACUACUUCUCGCCGCUGUUCGUGGUGCCCAAGUACGCGAACGCGGCGUGGGAGCUCGUCCGGGGCCUCCUCAUCGGGUACGUGGACGGGCCGGAGUACGCAGAAGGGUGGGUGAUGAGGGCCGCCAGGGCCGUCGGGCUCUUGCUCCCCGGCCUGCCGCCGCACUCGCCGCAGGACUACGUGAACGCCACCAGGCUCGGCGCCGCUUCGCUUGAGCUGAUACUCCGUAACCAAUAGCUAGCUCCCUAGUCGGUCAAUCAGCGCCUGUGAAAAAUUCGUGGAAAAUACACGAGCAGAAUUGCUUGUACGAAAGGAAAACGUCAGCUUAAUUAAUCUCAGGUACAUGCAUCGAUCAAAACGAGUGUUAUCAAUGUCGUGCCGUGGGUCCUUGGAUCGUUGACGCCUCUGUUA